AUGGCCGACCCCAAGGCGCAGGAUGCCAUCACCCCGGUGGAAGCGCCUCCAGACUACAAAUACCCCAACUCGUUACCACCCUCCAAUGCGUCAAUGGAGAAGGUCAUUGAGAAUGCAAAGGCCGCUACAAGUAAAGAGCAGUCCAUGACUUUGCUCCAGGGUAUCAAGUUGUACCCCAAGGCCGUUAUGUGGAGCGUGCUCAUCUCAACUUGCAUUGCCAUGGAGGGUUACGACAUCAGUUUGGUCAAUAACUUCUACGCCUUCCCCCAAUUCAAUCGCAAGUAUGGUCAGAUGCUGGCCGAUGGCACAUACCAAGUUUCUGCAUCGUGGCAAGCAGGUCUGAGCAACGGUGCUUACUGUGGUGAAAUCAUCGGUCUGUUUAUCAACGGUUGGGCAUCCGAACGCUUCGGUUAUCGGUACACUAUCAUGGCCUGUCUCAUCCUCGUCAGCGCUUGGACAACUAUUUUCUUCACGGCUCAGAAUGUGCAGUCCCUGCUCGCGGCAGAGAUUCUUUGUGGUAUUCCUUGGGGUGUCUUCCAGACUUUGACUAUCACAUACGCCUCUGAGGUUUGCCCCGUGGCUCUGCGAGGCUAUUUGACAACAUAUGUCAAUUUCUGCUGGGGUCUUGGUCAGCUUAUCGGCAUCGGUGUCAUCAAGGGCAUGUUGAACCGGAAUGACGAAUGGGCUUACCGAAUUCCCUAUGGACUUCAAUGGAUGUGGCCCCUGCCUCUCUUCAUUGGGAUUUGGCUUGCGCCAGAGUCCCCGUGGUGGCUAGUACGCAAAGGCCGGACCGAGGAUGCGAAGCGUUCGCUUGAGCGAUUGACCAGCAAAGGUACCGAUUUGGAAUUCGAUCCAGAAGAGACCGUUGCCAUGAUGGUGCACACUACUGCCCUUGAAGCCAAGAUCACCAACGGUGCCAGCUAUCUCGACUGUUUCCGGGGUACCGACCUCCGCCGCACCGAAAUUGUCUGCAUGGUCUGGGCCAUCCAAAACCUUAGCGGCAACUCCUUCUCCAACUACUCCACCUACUUCCUGGAACAAGCCGGCCUGAGCUCCAGCAACUCCUACGCCUUCGCCAUGGGCCAAUACGGCAUCAACAUGGUCGGCGUCUUCGGCGCCUGGUUCCUCAUGACCCUCGGUAUCGGCCGCCGAACCCUAUGCCUCUACGGCCUUUGCGGCCUUUGCACAAUGCUCCUCAUCAUGGGUUUCCUUGGCCUGGUCCCAGAAGACCACAAAGACCAAGCCUCCCUAGCAACCGGCGCCAUGAUGUUAAUCUGGGCCCUAUUCUACCAACUCACAGUCGGAACGGUGUGCUACUCCCUCGUCGCCGAACUCUCCACCCGCCGCCUCCAAAUUAAAACCGUCGUCUUAGGACGCAAUCUGUACAACAUCGUCGCCAUCGUCUGCGGCGUCCUAACACCCUACAUGCUCAACCCCAGCGCCUGGGACUGGGGCAACUACGCCGGUUUCUUCUGGGGCGGAAUCUGCUUUCUUUGCAUUAUCUACACAUACUUUCGCGUCCCCGAGCCGCGCGGCCGCUCCUUCGCCGAACUGGACCUGCUCUUCGAGCGUGGUGUCAGUGCUCGCAAGUUUGCCACUACCCAGGUUGAUGUCUUUGAUGAGACUAUUGAGGGUCGCGUCAUUGAAAAUUACCGCGCUGAGAAAAAUAACCGCGAGGAACCCAGUUCCCUCGAGAAAAACGGUCCUGCCAUAUGA
Molecule: messenger RNA, 1716 nt
Organism: Penicillium antarcticum
Lineage: Eukaryota; Fungi; Ascomycota; Eurotiomycetes; Eurotiales; Aspergillaceae
Product: putative MFS alpha-glucoside transporter
Exons: 2
Coding region: 1-1716 (571 amino acids)
Biological process (GO): carbohydrate transport; transmembrane transport
Cellular component (GO): membrane
Molecular function (GO): carbohydrate:proton symporter activity
Source: RefSeq, a predicted model, not a curated record